GCUUACUGUGGCGACAAUCUCAGAGCAGCCUCUGUGUCACAACCAUCUCCAUCAUGAAAAUCAUUGGGACUCUCCUUCUACUCUGUAUAGUGACCCAUUUCUGCAGCAAUUCAGAAGCCACCAGUCUGUCUUUAACAACGGUGGACUGCAGCAUUUAUAAGAAGUACCCAGUAGUGGCCAUCCCCUGCCCCAUCACAUACCUGCCAGUUUGUGGUUCUGACUACAUCACCUAUGGGAAUGAAUGUCACUUGUGUACCGAGAGCUUGAAAAGUAAUGGAAAAGUUCAGUUUCUUCAUGAAGGAAGUUGCUAACUUCUCCAUGGACGUGGAUAGAGAGCAAUGAUACAUUCAUCAUCAUCUUCAUCAUCCCUGGGCUCUGACUGACUUUCCUUCAUCUUCCCCGAUGUUCUGGAUGGGAGCAGAGCUAGAUUCCGAAUCAUCUUUACUGAAUGGAGAAAGUCAUUGUGUUUCCCUUGCAAACUCAUGCCUCAGUGACAGGCUGGCUUUUUUUUAUAUGUCAAUAAAAGAGUC
Molecule: messenger RNA, 530 nt
Organism: Galeopterus variegatus (Sunda flying lemur)
Lineage: Eukaryota; Metazoa; Chordata; Mammalia; Dermoptera; Cynocephalidae
Gene: SPINK7
Product: serine peptidase inhibitor, Kazal type 7 (putative)
Exons: 4
Coding region: 54-311 (85 amino acids)
Molecular function (GO): protein binding
Source: RefSeq, a predicted model, not a curated record